UCAAUUUCUCCUCUCAUUUACUCUGUCUAUUUCUCUAUAUAAACACUCAUAUGUAACAACUCUAGUGGGAGCUUUAGCAGAAGAAAGACAAAUUCUGUGGAACUCUCUUGAACAAUAUCGGUCAUGACGAGAGUUUCUCUAAGAUCUGUUGUAGCUCUCACGCUCUACACUCUCUUCACUUCCCACAUUUCAGUUUUGGUCUCUGCCACUACUAUAACAUUCUACAACAAAUGCUCUCAUCCAGUUUGGCCUGGCAUUCAGCCUAGCGCUGGUAAGCCCUUGUUGGCUCGUGGAGGCUUCAAGCUCCCACCCAACAAGUCCUACAAUCUUCAACUUCCAGCCCUUUGGUCUGGUCGUUUCUGGGGCCGCCAUGGCUGUGCUUUUGAUGCAUCUGGAAGAGGAAAGUGUGCUACAGGAGAUUGUGGAGGUUCCCUCUUUUGCAAUGGCAUUGGAGGUACUCCACCAGCCACUCUUGCUGAGAUAACACUUGGAAAUGACCAAGAUUUCUAUGAUGUGAGCCUUGUUGAUGGCUACAAUUUGGCUAUUUCCAUUACCCCAUCUAAAGGCUCAGGGAAAUGUAGUUAUGCUGGCUGUGUGAGUGACCUUAACAUGAUGUGUCCUGUGGGCUUACAAGUUAGAUCUCAUGAUAAUAGAAGAGUUGUGGCUUGCAAAAGUGCUUGCUUUGCUUUCAAUUCUCCAAGGUAUUGCUGCACUGGUAGAUUUGGGAAUCCACAAUCUUGCAAGCCAACUGCUUAUUCAAAGAUCUUCAAGACUGCUUGUCCCAAGGCUUACUCUUAUGCUUAUGAUGAUCCCACUAGCAUUGCAACUUGCACUGGUGGAAAUUAUUUGGUCACUUUUUGCCCUCAUCACGGUUAGCAAUUAAAAAAGGAAAAAGUUGUAGUCUCUAAAAUAUAAUACUUUUGAUAGGAGUUUGUUUAUGGAGUCUGUAGUGGCUUUUACUAAUGCACUUAUAUUGAUGACAUCUUUCCUUUUUCUCUCUUUUUCUUUAUGAUGGUAGAGAAUUAAUUGGUUUUUGGCUGUUGGGGGUUUUAUAUUUAAUUGGUGGUUGUGGUUAUUGUAGCAAUGGGUGAACUAUAAGAUAAAUUAUGUGUUUAAAAGAGAUCCAAGAGGCUAAGUAGCUUGCUCCCAUUGCUAAUAUGCAAAUGACAGUAACAUAUGAGAUGUGUUGUGGCAGUAUGACUGGAUUUCUGUUGUGUUCCUUUGGCCACUUGAUAAGGUGAAAAGCGUUGCCAGCCGGGUUAGAUAUCCAAUGGCAUCCCUUGUUUUCACACCGGGGGGAUGUUUAGCUAUUAGGUAAUGAAUUUGUAAUGUAAUUUAACCAAAAAACCUACGUUCAUCAAUAUGAUAUUAUCAAAAUUGCAGUUUGAA
Messenger RNA from Cucumis sativus (cucumber), 1389 nucleotides. Its product is annotated as thaumatin-like protein. The record is from RefSeq and is a predicted model, not a curated record. Gene Ontology annotation, cellular component: extracellular region. The coding region runs from base 124 to 876 and encodes 250 amino acids. Gene Ontology annotation, biological process: defense response. The transcript has 2 exons. NCBI's taxonomy places the organism in Eukaryota, Viridiplantae, Streptophyta, Magnoliopsida, Cucurbitales, Cucurbitaceae.